AUGCAUAAAAUUACCUUAUUUUGCUUCUUUGUCGUACUUUUGGUUGCUGCAUGUCGAUCUGCGAAUAUUCCAAAGACAACAGCAGCUCCUUUGGUUCUUCCAUCAGUAGUUGAGAUAACGGACAAUAAGAAAACAUCAAAAAGAGCUCUCGAUAGUUACUUUCCCGGAAAUUCACAAUUUGAUGAGUAUUCUGGGCUUUCAUCUCUUUCCAAGUAUCAUACUUCGACAUCGCCAUGGUCUUUUUGGAAAUCAACGCCAACACCCAUGGAAAUAGCUGCAAUUAUUGCACAAGCAAAGCAAGCAUCAGCUUCUGUCUUAAUCGCACAGCAACAAGUACAAGCAGCGAAAGAAAACGUUCUGUUACAACAAAAAUUAGCAAGUGAAAAGGAAGCACAAGCUGCUUUAGCUCUACAAAAGACAGAAGUUGCUGCAGCAAUUCAACGACAAGAAAGUGCUUCAGCAGCCCAAACUGUCGUUUUGGCGCAACAACGUCUCGCGAACGCAAAAUCCAAUUAUGCGCAACAACAAAAAAUCGCUGCAGCAAAAGAAGCUGCUGCGGCAAAAGCCUUACAUGGCGCUGCUCGAAUGGCAGCUGAGGAAAUUAAACGAGCUGAACACGAAGCUGCCCAUGUCGCAACUGCCCAACGAUCGGAUGCCGCUUCAUUGUUACAUCACGUUACCUCGACGAAAGAUUCCCUCAUUUCGCCAAAUUAUCAAGGCACGAAUGGCGUACCGUCAAUUGCAAUUCCAUUCUCGCUUGGAAAUCCAUGGAACACGCCGACUUGGCCAUCAAGCAACUCGCCGCUUUAUGGCUCGUCGAACAAACCUUUGCCAUACUGGGGUUGA
This is a messenger RNA of Culicoides brevitarsis, 846 nucleotides long. RefSeq lists its product as uncharacterized. Lineage: Eukaryota; Metazoa; Arthropoda; Insecta; Diptera; Ceratopogonidae. The transcript is spliced from 5 exons. The record is from RefSeq and is a predicted model, not a curated record. The coding region runs from base 1 to 846 and encodes 281 amino acids.